Chlorella variabilis is the source of this 1569-nucleotide messenger RNA. RefSeq lists its product as hypothetical. The coding region runs from base 1 to 1569 and encodes 522 amino acids. Lineage: Eukaryota; Viridiplantae; Chlorophyta; Trebouxiophyceae; Chlorellales; Chlorellaceae. The transcript has 7 exons. The record is from RefSeq and is a predicted model, not a curated record.
AUGGCAACACUUCGGGAGCGAGUGCAAGCCGCCAAUGUCGCCUGGGCAGCUGGCCCGACUGAUGCUGCGGCGGUGUCGGCUGCGGCGGAAGUCGACGAGUCGCGCCGCCAGCUCGUUCAGGUGUCGGCGCAGGAAGCGGAGACGCGUGGCUAUGCGAUCAGCACUGAGCUGUGCAUGGCACAAGUAGAGGGCCACAGGCAGGACUUGCAGGCGGCGCUGGCCAGCUCCCAGGCCGGGGUCGCGGAGCUGGAGCUGUGCAUGAGGUCGCUACGUGCGCAGACGGCAGCUGAGCGGGACCGAGCGUCAGCAGCGCAGGGCCAGGCUGAGGCGGCACGGACGGCGCAGAGCGAGGCACAGGCGACAGCGGCAGCGGCAGAGGAGCGUGCUGGGCAGCUGGAGGAAGCGUUGGAGCAGGCCAGGGCAGUAGGGGAGUCUCUGCAGGCACAGCUGUGCUGCGAGGAAGAGGGCAGGCGUGCCGAGAAGGCACAAGCGGCUGCCGCACUGCUACAGGCACAGAAGGAGGCGGAAGGGGCGGCCACUCUUCUGGCAAUGGCCCAGCACGAGAACAAGGCGCGGCAGGGCCAGCUCAAGCAGCAGCUGGCACAGCGGGAUUGGGAAGCGCAGCAGGCGCAGCAGGAGCAGGCGGGCGCCAUCAUUGAGCUGGAGGGCCAAGUGCGCCAGCAGGUGGAGCUGCUGGUGGAUGGAGAGCGGGAGCGGCAGGGCUUGAUGCAUGAGCUGCACUCGGCCAAGCAAGGUGCUGAGCUGGCGCGACAGCUGGCGGGGCGCGACGAGGCGCUGGACAAGCUCAGGUGCCAGCUGCGGGACAUGAAUGACCUCGUUGCUGCGCUGAAGCGGGCUGGCCUGGAGCAGGCCGCCAGCCUGGAUCAGGUGGAGGCGCACGCAGCGGCGUCGGCCAAAGAGGCUGCCGCCCUCCGCGUCGAGCUGAGCGCCAAGGCGGCUGCGCUGCGUGAGCGCAAUGCGGCAGAGGAGAUGCUUGCGGAGCGGCUGCGGGCCUCGGAGGGGCGGCUGCGGGCCUCGGAGGGCCAGCACCGGGAGCUGCAGGAGGUGCACGGCGCGCUGAAGGUGGCGCACGCGGAGCAGGGCACCAGCCUGCGGCGGCAGCUGGCGCUGGCACGGCAGCGGCUGAGCGACGCGGCAGCGGCGCAGGAGGCGGCGGCGGCGGAUGCGGCAGAGGCGCGGCAGCGGUCGGAGCAGCUGAGUGCUGCCGUGGCGGAGCAGGGGGCACUCAGGGAGCAGCUGCGUGGGGCGCAGCAUGAGGCGGCCACCUACAAAGGCCGCUACCUGGCGGUCCAGCACGCAAACGACAGCCUGCGCCUGCAAAUCAUGGCGGCACCGACUGCGGGGCCAGCUGCCGCGCGCACACAAAAGCCCGUCCCGGCAAUGGCGCACCUCCCACCCUCGCCCACGGCUGGGCGCCCCGCCAUCGCCCUCGGCUGCCGCAUCACCGCGGCGGCAGCGGCGACGCCAGUGGCACGCAUGGCAGCAGUGGGGCUCCCUGUGUGCAUUAGCGUGCAUCACUGCGAGCCACACGACCGGGAGCACGAGUAG